GAGCAGCAGUGUGUGAAUGUGGCAACCGAGGUAGACAGGGAGGGGUAGAUAGACUGACCAGGCUAGGUUUUUUUUGUCUUUUGUCUUUAUUUUUCUUUUCACACAGAACCAAGUGUUUACAGUCUACGUUACGCCACGGCGGUGAACUUGUUCGUGGAGCAGAAAACCCGGCCGCUGCUGCUUUUCUUUGGGACUAACCGUUGUCGUUGUAAAAACAGCCCAGAAGAAAGAAGGAAAGGCAGAAACAACAUGGGGCGAUAAUAAAAAAAGAAGGUGUUGUGAACCGACGAUGACUCUCUGGAGGAUCCGUGAAGCUUAUUUAUUUUUAUUUAUUCCCUUUCCCUUGUGUCCCUUUUUUGUUUUAUUUUUACAUUUUCUCCCACCUAGCUACUUUGGGAGCUUGUUCUCUUUUUUUUAAGGAAAAGGCAACGGGAUACGUUACAAGAGGACUGAAGGAUGGACCAAGCCGGCAUCCUGAGAAAGUUUAUCCAGGGGGUGAAGGCCAUGAGCGAGGGGGACGAGGAGAGGGGAGAGGACAACUUCGGCAGCGACUUUAUGCGGUUACGGCGGUUAUCAACUAAAUACCGGACGGAGAAGAUCUACCCCACCAACGUAGGAGAGAGGGAGGAGAAUGUCAAGAAGAACAGAUAUAAAGACAUACUGCCAUUUGAUCACAGCAGGGUUAAGCUGGCAUUAAAAACGACCAAUCAGGACACAGAUUACGUCAAUGCUAACUUCAUCAAGGGUAUGGAUGGCCCAGAGGCCUAUAUUGCAACUCAGGGCCCACUGCCGAACACUGUCAUCGACUUCUGGAGGAUGAACUGGGAGUACAAUGUAGCUGUUAUUGUAAUGGCUUGUCGAGAGUUUGAGAUGGGCAGGAAAAAGUGUGAGCGGUAUUUCCCGCUGCUUGGGGAGGAGCCCAUGAGUUUUGGCCCUUUCAGAAUCUCCUGUGAAUCAGAGCAGGCCAGAACAGACUAUUUUAUCAGGACUUUGAUGGUGGAGUACGACAAUGAGACUCGGAGGAUAACACAGUUCCAUUAUAUGAACUGGCCAGAUCAUGACGUCCCCUCAUCGUUUGACUCCAUACUUGAUAUGAUCGGACUAAUGAGGGAAUACCAAGAGAAUGAUGAUGUCCCCAUAUGUGUGCACUGCAGUGCAGGCUGUGGGAGAACGGGUGCUAUCUGUGCUAUUGACUACACAUGGAACCUCCUCAAAGCUGGGAAAAUACCAGAAGAUUUUAAUGUUUUUCGGUUGAUCCAAGAGAUGAGGACGCAACGACACUCUGCUGUUCAGACCAAGGAGCAGUAUGAGUUAGUUCAUAAAGCGAUCGCUCAGCUCUUUGAGAAACAGCUGCAGCUACUGGAGAGCCCCACCAGCACGCAGAUACACGAUGGCAUGGAUGAAAGCAGUCCGGAUAAAGCAGGCCACCAGCCGGAUGAUGAAAGAUGGGACACACCACCUCCAAAACCUCCCCGCAUACGCAGUUCCCAGGCAGAAGGUGACGUGAAGGAGGAGAUACUCCAGCCCCCAGAGCCUCAUCCCGUACCCCCCAUUCUGACCCCGUCUCCCCCGUCAGCGUUCCCCACCGUCACCAACGUACGGCAGGACAACGACCGCUACCACCCCAAACCCGUCAUACAUGUCCUGGCUACCGCACAGAAUAAAGACGUGGACAAGCAGCAGAAUCAGUCAGAUCCCAGUCCCAACAUGCAGACGAGUCCCUCAGAGCAGAAAGACCAAGAUCUACUAAGUCGAAAACAGCAGACUCAGGUCUCAAAUCUAGAUCUCAAUGAGAAUUACAACAACAAAUUGUCUUCAGCGUCGACAAAGUCAGAAUCGGGCCAAAGCCAGACUCCAACGUCGCCCCUCUCCCCUGCUGUUGAAUGUUCUGGUGUUCCUCGGAUCGAGAGGAAGCUGAGCAUUGAGAUCAAAAAGGUGCCAUUACAGGAAGGACCUCGUAGUUUUGACACUUCCUCCUCCGUUGGAGUAGCAGGCGGAGUCAGCAGCAGUUCAGGCAACAGCACGGUAGUGCUGCAACGAAGCCACGCCUUCAAAGCCCGCACUGGCCAAUCCCUGCUGACAUCGAGCUCCUCGCUCUCAGAGGACUCGGGCACGGAGGGAGGAGGAGGAGCAGGAUGUGGGGAGAGCCAGACAGACGGAGGCGUCCUAGCCAGGCCAAACCACCUCCCUGUGAAGAGCGAGAAGGGGGAGACACCGGGAGGAGAGAAAGCGGAGGCGAAGGCUGGCCAUGCAGCGUGGGCUCAGGCCUGCAGCAGCCCGGAAAAACAGUUCCCCAAAACCUCCUCCUCUUCCUCCUCCUCAGACCGCGUCGGCCCAUCCUCCUCCUCCUCCUCCCACCUCUCCUCCUCCUCUUCCUCCUCUUCCUCCACUCCCGUUAGGACUGCCCUGAGUUUCACCAACCCCCUACACUCCGACAACUCGGAUGAGGAGGGGGACGGAGAGAUGUCCGGAGGAAAGGAGGGUUAUCGUACUAGCGUGUCCACGGCGACGGCCAUGGUAACCGCAUCCCCUCACCACGGAGACCAGCAGCCAGUCCGGAAGGUGUUGCCCAUGUCGAUCGCAGGGCAGGGCUCUCCGUCACCCUCUGCAACCACAGCAAACUGCUGGGACAGCGAUGACUCCCCUCCCCCCCUCCCUGCGAGAACCCCUGAGUCCUUCAUACUGGCCACAGACCCUCUGGAGAUGAAAACGUCAGCCUCAGCUGAAUGGAGCGGUUCACAUAAAGAUAUGUCAGAGUGCAUUAAGAAGACAUCUCCAGCUGACCCUGCAUCUGCUGGCACCACAGCAACAGACAGCAAGGCAGACCUGGGUGGGGUUCGGUAACCGCUGCAUUCAGCCCAAAGGCCCUCGGGAACCCCCCCUGGAGUGGACAUGAUGGAACGAUCCAUCUGCCCGUCCGCCAACAGUGUUGUCAGGAGAUGGACUCUACCGAUCUCACCUGGCUGGUCCAAAAACCAAGUUGAUAGAUGCUACACAGACUGACAGCACAAUUUUACACAGAAACACCUUCUGUGUAACUCUGUGCCAACACCUUCUCCAGACUGAGCUCCUCCUCCUCUUCCUCAGACCUUCCCUCAAAGUGCCACUGUGCAAAGCAGAAGAACACUUACCGGUCAAGUGGCUUGUCCAUUUUAGAACAAAGCCCAUGUUUUCCUGCUCAGCUUGCUGAUGUUAGAGGUUUUGACUGUAGACGCUGACCUGGGAUCAGUCUGGUUACUUUCCUGUUCAUGGUUAAAGGAUAAUUCCUGUUUUUCCCCUGUUUUUGGUGACUUGAGAGUUGAUUAAGAUUGUUUUUCCUCUCUGAGCUGUAGACACAUCAUGGAAAUUUGUCCAUUCUGAGGCUAAACGGCAGAAGGAUGUAGGUGUACUUGUUAAAUAUUAAAAAAGUAGAUAAAAAGUGUUAAAUUAUCAGGAAGAACAUUUUCUUUCGUACCAAAUGAAACAAAGUUUUUUUUUAUGAUGAAUCAGGAAUUAUUUUUAAUCAGCAAAGCUACUGUGGGAAGCUGAUUCCUGAGGUUUAACUGAACUCCCAGAAGGUGUCUGCUUCCUCCUACUGAAUGAACAACAAUCUUCAAAGCUAGAUAAUCUGUUACCCAUGAUGCAACCUUUUCUGUUGGGUAUGUACAGGUUGCCUGGGUGCUCUCUCUUUCUCUCUUUUUCUCUUUCUUCCUCUCUCCCUCUUUCUGUGUGCUGGUGCUACAUUACAAAGGUUCGGCAUAGAAACAGAGGCCGUGGAGCACCUGUGCUAGCUGCAGUCAUGUCAGCUCUCGGACUUCAUGUUUCUAUGCUGACCUCCCUGUUUACUGGAGUCACAGGCUGACGUAGUUCGGUCAUUACAGUGGUCACCGGGAGUCUGUGGAUGCUUAUAUUGUUUUAGGAAAUCAGCUUACUUUCCUGCAGGGAGUUGAGAGGUUUCAUACCACUCACCUGUCUGUACGCUAAAUGUGGAGCUGGAGCCAGAAGCAGCUUAGCUUAUCUUAGCAUAAAGACUGGAAACAGAUAGCCUGGCUCAGUCCAAAGGUGACAGAAUCUGCCUAGCAGCACCUGGAAAGCUCAUUAAUUGACACGUUGUAUCUCAUUUGUUUAAUCUGCACAAAUACCAAAAGGAAAUAACAAGUUUAGGUUUUACAGUGGGUUAUAAAUUAGAGCUGGACGACAUGGAAACACAAAACAAAUUCUGUAAAGCGAUUCUUUUGACAGAUACUGCGAUUAGUGAUAUGAGUCACAGUCUUAGUGGUCAUUUUUGCAUUUUAUUUAAAAAAAAAAAAAAAAGUAAAAAUGGUAACGUGAUUUUUGCUGUACCAAAGAAGCAUAUCCCCUCACGUCUGGAGGAUAUGAUUAGUAGGCUGUGGCAUCUGUGUAGCACCACAAUGCUUUCAGUCAUUCAGCCCUAUUAUGUGCUAGACUUACUGGCUGGGAGCGGUGACUUUUGGCACAUAAAUCCCAGUUUGCUCUGAUUAAGAAAUGAGAUGAAGUGCAGGUUGUUGAGACGUGGGUCUGCAGACUUCACCCCCCUUGCCAGUCUUUAUUCUAAGCUAAGCUAACCCACUGCUUGCAGCUCCUUUCACAUACAGACAUGAGAGCAGUUUCAAUUUUCUUACCCGACUCUCGGCAAGAAGCCAAACUAGCAAAUAUCAAACUCCUCCUUUAAACCUCAUUUCGUAGCAGUGGACAAUAAUAAUCACGUUGACACCAUUGGAAGGCAAAGCUGAAUGCAGAGAUGCGGUUGUUGAGACUAAGGAGUGAAAGGUGAGAUAGUACGGCGAGACUGUGUAAGUAGUUGUAGGGUAGGAUUUUCUAGGAUGUUAUUGAUGGAAUGGCUUUAGCAAAACAGUCUGUGUUGACCUUGAAACACAUCAGCAAAGGCCAAACUCACCAUCUCUGUGACUCUGGCUCUCACUGCUGGGACCAUGAGCCUGCCUUAGUCUGCCUGUCAGAGAAGAUAGCCUCCUUCACUUGGCUUCUCUCUUCAGUUCCCGUCUCCCUCUCUCUCUCUCUGUUUUUGGCUUCUCUUCGUCUUUACUUGGGACACAAAUUUGCUGUUUAUUUCCUGUUUCUUCUCCUUUUUUUUUUUAUUCCUGUUGUUGUACCCUUGCUUUCUUGCUCUCGUUCUCCUUGUGAGGCCCCGAGAUGAACAACCCUGCAAGUCAGUUUACUCCCAGUAAACUCAGUGUUUCGUAGCAGGAGCGCUCAACAUCACCUGCAACUCCUCCGGGAUUUGACAGAUUCAUAUCAAAUCUGGCUUCCCAAAACCAGAAAUCGAGCUUGUACGGUUUCUCAUCUGACAGCCGAGUAAAAAAAGGAAAAAAAAAAAAAUCAUACUGUACCUCCUUCUGUAUGUGCGAGACAAAGAUCCAACAAGACAACAGCAGCUGUGGA
Molecule: messenger RNA, 5400 nt
Organism: Chelmon rostratus (copperband butterflyfish)
Lineage: Eukaryota; Metazoa; Chordata; Actinopteri; Chaetodontiformes; Chaetodontidae
Gene: ptpn12
Product: protein tyrosine phosphatase non-receptor type 12
Exons: 18
Coding region: 457-2844 (795 amino acids)
Biological process (GO): peptidyl-tyrosine dephosphorylation
Cellular component (GO): nucleus; cytoplasm
Molecular function (GO): non-membrane spanning protein tyrosine phosphatase activity
Source: RefSeq, a predicted model, not a curated record